This is a messenger RNA of Bicyclus anynana (squinting bush brown), 6491 nucleotides long. RefSeq names its product endoplasmic reticulum resident protein 44. NCBI's taxonomy places the organism in Eukaryota, Metazoa, Arthropoda, Insecta, Lepidoptera, Nymphalidae. The coding region runs from base 152 to 1375 and encodes 407 amino acids. The record is from RefSeq and is a predicted model, not a curated record. The transcript has 7 exons.
AAAAUAAAAAUAAUCUUUAAUCUGUGUUGGUGUGGUGGUGCCAAGGUGGUGCGGUGUAAAAUUGGCGAUUUAGAUUUUUCAAGAAAGCCGCAUUAUUGUUAAAUUACUAACAUUCUUAUCCAUUGACGCUUUUAGGAUUUUAUAAUUAAAAAUGUAUAGAUAUUUAGAAAACAUGUUUAGCUUCAAAAUUCUAGCUUCGUUCUUGAUAUUGAUCUGCCACAGUUUCUACAAUCCCACUGAUAGCGGUGCAGUUCAAAUUACUCAGAGCAAUUUAGAUAUGGUGUUAGCAUCAAACGAAGUAGUUUUUAUAAAUUUUUAUGCUGAGUGGUGUAGAUUUAGUAAUAUGCUGAUGCCCAUAUUUGAUGAUGCUGCUGAUGAAGUGACGAAAGCCGGCUACGACACUGGCAAAGUUGUCAUGGGGAAAGUAGAUUGUGACAAAGAAGGGGAAGUUGCAAAUAGAUUUCAUAUAUCUAAGUACCCAACUCUAAAACUGUUUAGAAAUGGUGCACCAGCUAAAAAGGAGUACAGAGGUCAGCGGUCUGUAGAAGCAUUUUCUGAGUUUAUCAAAAAACAGUUAAUUGAUCCUGUAACACAAUUCAGUCAUUUGAAAGAGCUCCAGAAUCUAAGUGAGGACAAGAGACAUAUCAUUGGUUACAUGGAUCGGAGAGACCAGCCUGAAUAUGAUGUCUUCCGGAAAGUAGCAGCUAGUCUAAAAGAUGAAUGCCUAUUCCAAGUCGGAUUUGGUGAAGCUUCACAGCAAAUGCAUCCACCAGGACAGCCAAUUGUAGUGUAUAGGACUGACAAGAAGACAUCAGUAGAACCUGAUGAGACCUACCAUGGAUCACUGCUCAAUUAUGAUGAACUGUACACUUGGGUGCAGCAAAAAUGUAUACCUCUUGUGCGUGAAAUUACAUUUGAAAAUGCAGAAGAACUUACAGAAGAAGGAUUGCCAUUCCUUAUUUUGUUCCAUAAACCCUCGGACACUGAAAGUGUGAAGAAAUACAAAGCAAUCAUAAAGAGCCAACUGGAACCUGAAAAAAAAAACGUAAACUUCCUCACGGCUGACGGCGUCAGGUUCGAGCAUCCGUUGCAUCACCUCGGCAAGUCACUGGACGACCUGCCGCUGAUCGCCAUCGACUCCUUUAGACACAUGUACCUCUUCCCGGAUUACAAUGAUAUGGAGAAACCUGGGAAGCUUAAAGAAUUCCUCCAAGAUUUAUACUCUGGGAAACUACACAGAGAAUUUCAUUAUGGAACUGAAGCACCCAAUGUGGUGCCCAAUGCAGAUAUCAAGGUGACCACACCGCCAGAGUCCACCUUCAAGAAACUUGCACCGUCUAAAAACAGAUACACUCUAUUGAGAGACGAGUUAUAAGGAACAUUGGUAUAGUGUACAAUUUUGUAGGUAACAUUGCCUCUACAGCAUAUUCAUCUCAUUUUUUUUUGUUAUUUGAUAAUAUUUUCCUUAGUUUUUUUUUUCGUUUUAUCCUUUAUUUAUUUUGGAUAUGAAGUGAAAAAUUAAUUUUUUUCCAUUGCAUAUUUUGCAAAUAGUGAAAAGUUUGCGUUAACUUUGAUUAUACAGUAAUAUUAAAAAAUGCAUGUAAAUAUUAGAUAAAAUUACAAUACGAAAUAUGUUUUAUAUUUCAAUAUAUAUCUUAUGUAGUUAAGAAUUUCUGUAUAACUAAGAACUAUUUAUUUACUUGCUAUAAACUUUUCUAUCUAUCCAUUCCCUACUGUGUGUUUCCUGUAUAAUGAAAUUGUAGUUAAAUAUUUUUUUUAUAAAAAAUUCUUAGUUUACCUCAAAAGAUGAAUAGCAUUAUGAUUUGGUAAUAUGGUUGACUACCUAUCCUAUCCUACCUAAAAAUCCCAUCCUCGGCCUCGGCUGGUGGGCAUCACCUUUAGCGGAGCGUCUUAAACCUAUACCCAGAUCAGAUGUCCUGGGAUUUGCUAUGACCCGACCAAAUGUUGUAUCCAUGGAAUUCUAAAUAUGAUAUUUGUCUCUAUUUACCACUGUCAAUUUAUAUUUAAGAAAUACCAUAACAGUUAUUCGGAUUUUCAGUAUUCAACCAUUAAAUUUACCUAAAAACAAUAGCUAUGUUCGUCAUUUUAAUAUAUGCAAUUGUUGACCUAUAAGUUAUAACAGAGCUCAGUAUGAUUGAUAACAUGUUUCAAUAGCUUAUAGAUAAAUAACGUUUAUAAAUAAAUCAUAAUUUCUUGUAUGAAAAGUAAAGUGUAUGUGUUUAGAUAACAAUUUUUUUUCAUAAUCCGCUUGUUUUAAUUUGUACUUGUACAAAAAUAUACUAUAAGAUAAUUCUGUGUAAUUUAUAGCAGCUGUGUUGUUUUAAUUCAUAAAUGACUUCAAACUCCAUUUUUCACACAUAAGUAAACUGAAAUCAUGAAAUUGUAUAGUAUGCGUCAAACUUUUUUCGAUGUCGUGUACAGUUCGCGCGGCGAGAGUUUGGCUUUGACCUUCGGAUGGAGGGGAUUACUGCGCAUGGGUACUGUCACGCACACAAUACUUUUCCUUUUUUAUGUACCAGGUUGGAUAUUUGAGUGGGUCAAAAUUCAUGUAUAGUGAUAAUAAUGCUAGAAAAUAAUACGAAGUAGAUAAACUUCUUCAUUUAUUAAAACUAUUGAUAGUUAUUUUACAUAUUUAAAAUGUUUAUACAGAGACAGCAAUGAAAAUUCUAAAUAAUUGUUUUUAAUAAAAUUAUUUAUUCCAAGAUACAUGUAAAAUUGCUACAUAAGAACAAAAGAAAACUUAAAAUAAUUAUUAAAUACAGUGUGUCCCUGGAUAAUCUGCAACACCAAAAGGGGGUGAAACUACACCAAAAUGUAAUUUAAAAAAGUUAACAUUAAAAAAAAGUCUUAGCAGCAGUACUAUUCAGAUUCUGAAUCAGUUAACGGUUUAACGCCUUCUAUGAAAUUACCGCAUGGGUCAUUGGUGCUGCCGACGUUGCACGAAAUUGUGCAACGUCUUUUGCUUGUUGAGGGUCCGGGUUCAGGGCUUCCUCGGUCGCAGUUGUCAUCAUCAUCAUCUUCAUAACCAUCAUCAGAAUCAUCGUCUUCGGAACUAUCAUCGGCGCGAAUUAUAAAUUGCUCGGUAAGUAAAUCAACUACAUAGUCACUCUUGGCGUACUCUUCUUCUAUAUCUUUUACCUUCUUACAUAUUUUUUCCCAUUCCUGGGCACCCAUUAAGGAUACUUUUUCUUUGAUAAGUUUGGUACAUUCUUGUAAAUUCCAUUUAACAUUUUUGCUAGCUACAUAUUGUUUAAUAGUAGCCCAUGCCAUUUCUAUGGGGUUGAGGUCUGGAUGGUAAGGCGGUAAUCUCAAUAUGCUAUGGUUUGCUUCUGCUAAAAUUUGAUCUAUUGAAAAAGUUUUAAAUCUUUCUUUAUUAGCUUUUAUCAUGUUGUACAAUUGUGGCUUGAGCAUUGUUGAAUCAUAUUGUAUGCCUUUAUUAGUUAGCCAAUUUUGCAUAUCGGCUUUUUUGGUAUUGGAGGACGGUGCUAAAUCCCAUUGUUUAUUGUGGUAUGAGGCGUUGUCGACAACCACUACAGAAUUGGGUGGUAGGUUGGGAAUUAAUUGUGUCCUAAGCCAUUUUUCAUAAUUCUCGUAAUUCAUGUUGUCGUGAUAGUCCCCUGUUUUGGUGCCGGCUUUAAAAGUUAAUAAAGCAUUUGGUAUAAACCCAGCUUCAGAUCCUGCGUGGACUAUCACAACUCGUUGUCCUUUAGAAAUGGGUUUUUUUAGUCCUUCCGUAGGGCAAUCGCUCCAGGCUUUGGUUGUUGAGUGCGAUGAAUCUACGUAGGAUUCAUCUGUGUAAACAAUGGGUCUUCCUUCUUGUCGAUAUUUUUUUAUUUUUCUUAAAUAUUCAAUGCGUUGUAAUCGGAUAUUCGAUGUUUCUAUUAGUAAUUUACGGUUGUUUUCUGUUUUUUUCCAGCGAAAUCCUAACUCCUUUACAAUUACACGAAGACUUGUUUCUGACCCUUUAAAGUUUAUAUCUUCCUCAAGUUUCUUUUUUAGUUUCCCAAUGGUGGGAAGUUCAUUAUUCGUCUUAUGAAAAUUGUGUAAACAUCUUUUUAUAACACCUUGGUCAAAAUUAUCAAUAUUGGUAACUGGUUUAGCUCUGGGACGUUUUUUUCCAGGUGUUCUGAAAGUAAUUAGCAAAUCGGAACUCUUGGCUUGAUUUGCGAUAUUUUUUACAGUGCCAAUUGAAGUCUUAGUGGCCUCCGAUGUCCGUUUUUGAAUCUGAGCUAAUUUACUGACUACUCUAUUUAAUUUAGAAACAGUUUCCGUUUUCAUUACCUGCAAAGUCUCUAUAGUUUGGUUAUUUUCCGACUGACUGAGUAAAGAAGCAACUUCCUCAAUCUUACUUCGAAUUUGCUUCAAUGAAUCGAUACAUUCGUCAGCUUCUUUCUUUAAAAAGCAAUUCACGUCAUAUAUCAUUUUCCGUGCUUGCCUUUUUAAAACAAUGUUUUUUUUACGCAUUUUUAAAUCACUUUUUAAUAUUUAACAAAAAAACUUAAACAAACAAACUCAACAAAUAAUAACAAUCGACAACAAUUAACGAAAAUAGCAAUUCAUUUGUGAACGUGAUUGUACAACAGGAGUGCGCGGUACGUCGUUUCGGUGCGAGAGGCAGGUAACGACUGGAGCGCCAAUCAGAGCACCGCGCACCCGCCCCGCACCCCGCUAAUGCCCGUUGAUACCCAAUUUCUGAUUUCUGCGCAAUAACGGUCAAAGCCAAACUCUCGCCGCGCGAACAGUAGAAACCGAAAAAGGGUGUGGAUAUUCAUCCUCCUCCUUACAAGUUAGCCCGCUUCCAUCUUAGACUGCAUCAUCACUUGCCACCAGGUGAGAUUGUAAUCAAGGGCUAACUUGUAAAGAAUAAAAAAAAAAACAAAAAAAAAGUUCGGUGUGUUGCAAUGUCAGAGCGGACUCAAAAUUUGGCGCAUGCUAUACCCGCAUUGGAUAUAAGAAAAAAAUAGAUUUGUUUUAAUGUUUUCCCGUUGACUAUUCAGUAGGCAUGAUUAUUACAAUUUAGGUUUACAUUAAUUAUAAUAAUUAUUCUAUUAUUUUAAAAUUAAAAAAAAUAAUAAUUAUUCUGUUAUUAUUAUAUACAGUAUGCUUUUGUAAAAUGAGUAAUAUAAUUACAAAUUUAUUAAAGAGUAAUUAUAAAAGUGCUUUGCAAAUGCAAUUUUCAAUUAAUUAUUCAUAUUGAAAUUAUUCAUAAAAAAGAUAUAUUUUACUUGCUUGGUGAAAGUCCAAAAUAUGUGUAGCUUGUUUUUGGUUAUAUUGAUUAAUUGAUACAUAUAUCUCCCGAGCACCCUGUAUAUAUUUUCUUGAAGGAUCAUAAAGAAGAAAAUAUUGUGGUUUUCGCUUAAAUAAGACACAUGAUGAUAAUGUCAUAUUAUGUAAGUAUAUGUAUAAAUCACUUCAGUGAGGUUAACUCGUUUUAAUAUUAUGAUUAUAAUUUAAUGUUUGUUACAGGGCUGCAAAACAUUUGGUUGUUAUUUUUGGUAUACAGAAGAUAUUGUUAGUUCAUUAGACUGUAUUUUUACUCAUGUAAAUUUUCCGACAUUUUAAAACUGAACUUACUCGUAGAUUUAUUACUUAAUGUCUGUUUUUGGUGUUUUUGAUUGUAAUACAAUUACACAGUUGUUUCUACAGUAACAAAUUAUUGAUCUUUUUUAUUUUAAUUAUUUAAUAUAUAAUUAUUAUUAUGUACAAAUUAUAUUUAACUAAGUAAUUAUUCAAUGAAUUUUAAUAACUUAUACCAAUUGAAAAUUUCAUAAUAUCUUUUAUUAUUAUAAUAUAUUAAACUGGGGUUUUUAGUAAUAAACAAAGAAAUGCAAUUGGUGUAUAAGAACAAACAUUCUUAAUUGAAUUUAAUUGAAUCCUUAAUACAAAGUUUGUAAUAGAUUUGCAUGUUCUUAGAUAUAAUUUUUAGUUGUGGUUUAGAUUGAAAUAAAAUAGUUUUGGACUAUUUGCUGUCAAUCAAUAAAUUAGAAUACCUAUACCUAUAUAUUACAAAUACAUGUAUACAAUAUACCUAUCAUAAUUCAACUGAAGUCCACUUAUUAUUCGAAAUUUUAUAAAUAAUUUGGCCAUGAUAUAUCAAUUUGAGUGUCCCUGUUAUUGAUAAAUCCUGAAGUAAAUGUAGUUUUUGUAUGCGAUUUUCAACUUAGUCUUAGAGUAAGGUAAUAUUAUACUUAAAUACGAAUCAUUUCGAUAAUUCAUUACUGUUAUAUAGAUCUUAUAAUUAUUAUUUAAAAACAAAUUUCUUAUAUAUUUUCCAUUAAUUAUCAAUUGUUGCUUUUGCGUGAAACGUCCUGGAAAAUUCAAAAUCUAGAUCAAUUAACAUUCCUGAUUUCAAAAACAAAGUAAAUAGAACGUAUUUACUUAAUUUAAUUAAAUAUAUACUGUGAAAGUGGUGUAUAAAAAUGUAUGUUUGUGACGUGUGACGUGUAUUAUAAUAAAUUUUUUUGAUCCUC